GCGUGAGGCGUGGGAGGAAGGUUGCGCUCUCGCGAGAACUCUUCCUUUCGGCCCUUUACCUGAUCAGGCCGGUCUGUCUCCGAGGAAGCUUCCACUCCGAUCGCCGGGCGCGGCGCUUCGAGCUGAGAACGUGUGGAGAAGAAAUGUCUCAAGGAACAGUGAGCAGAAUGAGUACCUCACAGGACCAGAGUGGCUGCGCCAGUACCAGAGAACCCCUUUUGAGGUGUUGUGAUGCACGGAGGGACUUGGAGCUUGCUAUUGGUGGAGUUCUCCGAGCUGAACAGCAAAUUAAAGAUAACUUGCAAGAGGUCAAAGCCCAGAUUCACAGCUGCAUAAGCCGUCACCUGGAAUGCCUUCGAAGCCGUGAGGUGUGGCUGUAUGAGCAGGUAGAUCUCAUCUAUCAGCUUAAAGAGGAGACACUUCAGCAGCAGACCCAACAGCUCUACUGGUUACUGGGCCAGUUCAAUUGUCUUAUUCAUCAACUGGAGUGCACCCAAAACAAAGAUCUAGCCAAUCAAGUCUCUGUGUGCCUGGAGAGACUGGGCAAUUUGACCCUCAAACCCGAAGAUUCAACCGUCCUGCUCUUUGAAGCAGACACAACUGCUCUGCGCCAGGCCAUCACCACGUUUGGAUCCCUCAAGACCAUCCAAAUUCCUGAGCACCUGAUUGCUCAUGCUAAUUCAUCAAAUAUUGGGCCUUUCCUGGAGAAAAGAGGUUAUAUCCCAUUGCCAGAACAGCAGAAGUCAGCAUCCAGCACCACAGCUGUCUCUCUCAGCGAAUGGCUCCUUGGAAGCAAACCUGCCAGUGGUCAUCAGGCUCCUUACAUCCCCAGCACCAACCUCCAGGACUGGCUCACCCAAAAGCCGACCUUGGAGAAUAGUCAGACUUCUGCCAGAGCCUGCAAUUUCUUCAGUAAUGUCUGGGGCAACCUAAAGGGUUUAGAAAACUGGCUCUACAAGAGUCAGCAACAAGAGGUUCCUGAAAAACCAACUUACCAAAAGUGUAACAGCCAUUCUUCUAUCAGUUCUUACGCUGUUGAAAUUGAAAAGGCUGGAGACCUGGACCUUCUUGAUCAAGAUGAGAUGGACCUUUCUGAUUGGCUGGUGACUGCUCAGGAAUCCCAGAAGCUGGAGAAGCCUGGGAAGGGUAGCUGUGAAACCAGUGAGAAGUGGAAGCUCCUGUUGCAGGUGUUCCAGGAGCCCUAUAGUGUGAAUGAUUGGCUUGUCAAGCCCGAUUCCUGUACCAAUUGUCGGGGCAACCAGCCCAAGGGUGUGGAGAUUGAAAACCUGGGCAAUCUGAAGUGCCUGAAUGACCACUUAGAGGCCAAGAAACCCUUGUCCACUCCCAGCCUGAUGACUGAGGAUUGGCUUGUCCAGAACCCUCAGGACCCAUAUAAAGUAGAGGAAGUAUGCAAAGCCAACGAGCCCUGUACAAGCUUUGCAGAGUGUGUGUGUGAUGAGAACUGUGAGAAGGAAGCUCUGUGUAAAUGGCUUCUGAAGAAAGAAGGAAAAGACAAAAAUGGUAUGCCUGUGGAACCAAAUCCUGAGCCUGAGAAGUGUAUAGAUUCCCUGAGUGUGUGGCUUUGUCCUUCCAGAAAAGAGGCAACGCAACAAGCUAAGAUGUCAAAGGCAGUGGCUCCUUCUAGAAUUGCGGAUUCCUUCCAAGUCAUAAGGAACAGUCCUUUGUCAGAGUGGCUCAUCACACCCUCAUACAAAGAAGGUUGUCUCAAAGAAGUGCCGAGUACUGAAGACAGAGCUGGCAAGCAAAAGCUUACGAACCCCGCGGCCACUUCCUGGUGUCCCUUUAACACAGCUGACUGGGUCUUGCCAGGAAAGAAAAUGGGAAACCUCAGCCACUUAUCCUCAGGAGAGGACAAGUGGCUACUUCGAAAGAAGGCCAAGGAAGUAUUACUGAACUCACCGCUACAGGAGGAACGUAACUUUCGCCAAGACCGUUAUGGCCUCCCAGCAGUUUGUGACCUCUUUGCCUGUAUGCAGCUUCAAGUUGACAAAGAAAAGUGGUUGUAUCGAACGCCUCUGCAGGUGCGUGCAGGCCACUAGCCUAGCAAAAUCAGAUUUUAGCUGUUUGUGUUUCGUCUUCAGUAUGAAUUCACACUUUGCCCACCGAUCUGUGUUCCUGUUAAUGGUGUGUGUGCUAGGCAAGUGAGCAUGGCUGGGGGGAUCAUAGCCGUUUCAGGUAUUUCACUUGAACUUACUUUAUGAAAUAACUAGGACAUACUUGAAAGUGACCUUUCAAGAUGAUUUAGCUGUCGGGGGAAUUGUCAGAGCCCGUGUGGAUUUUAGUAGCUUAUUGAGAAAUGAGUCAGAGCUCUAAGGGGGUGGGGGGAGAGAUCUGCUUUUAUCCUAUAGUGAAGUGACACUAAUCUUUGGGCUUUUCUUCAUAGAUGUGAAGGAGUGGAACACGAGUCAAGCAACUUUUCUGCAAAUUACCACACCUCCAUGGGCCGAGUGACUGUGCGGCUUGCCAAAUCAUAGUGUUUCUCCAGUCAGCUUAGUUCCUUUUCCUACCUAAUUUUGAGCUAGUGAAGAGAAAUAAGUCAUCAAAUUAUGAGUUACAAUGUAAAGGAAAAAGGCUGUUUGUUGAUGCUGAGGUGAUUCAGUUCCUUCUUACAGAAGUAUUAACUCAGCCCUACACUAGAAACACAGCAUCUUGGUGGAUAGGUCUUUUUCAUAAGCCUCUACAGCUCCUUAGAUUGGAUUAUUACUAGAAGUACAUUAAAACACUGUAGUUUUAAAAAUGAAAUAGUUCUAUAAUCAAGGUGUGAUGUAUUCAAAAGCUAGUACGCUUCCCUAACCUUUUGAUUGUCCUCCUUUAGAUGCUUCCCUUGCUGUGGGUUUUCUUCCAUUGGUGGUGGAAAUGAUUCUUCUGUUUAAUAUAUAGUGUAUUUCACACAAAUAGUUAACUUUGCCAAUAUAUUUUUUUCCUUACCAAAAUGUGUAUUAACAAUCUUGGCAAUUUCGGACAUUAAUUACAUUUGAACCUACAUGUCAGAUUCUACAUUAUUUUUCUUCUUUUAAAAGAGAUUCAGCUACUGCAAAUUUUGUUUUUCCCUUUUCUAAGUGUUAUUAUUAAAGUAUCUAGUGAGCUUUUAGAAGAGCUCCAUAUUGCUUCAAGACUAUGUUCAAGGUAGUCCUAGCUGCUUUCAAAAUAUUCUGAACUACAGGUCAAAGAGCCCUAGUGCUGACUAAUCAAUCAAAGAGCAAAAGGCAAGACAUGUUGGAAACGUAGUACUUGAACUAUUUGCUAUCUUAAGGGUUAUUGGUGCAUCCUGUGUAAAGGGAAGCUGAGCUUGACACCUGGUGCUUUUAACUAGGGUAUAUUAAAUGUCCUCUCACUGCAAGCAUAGCAUACCUAUACCUCUGAAAGUAGAAUGCAGUGACAUUUUAGUGAACAGGCCGUUUUGAACACUUGUGCCUUGGGGUGUUUACUGAAGCUUUAUGAAAACUUGAUGUUUUCUCAGUAUCCUUAAAAGUCACGUCCAUGCUUUAAAAGGUUUCUCUGUAGGAAAUGCGAUUUAUAAUGUUUUUAAAUUCUCUAAGGUAAGAUACCGUAGCUGCUUUCUAGGCUUUUAAACUAUUAAGCCACUCAGCUUGCCUGUAUGUUAUUGUUCAUACUUUUCAAGUUUGUGAUAUGGUCAUCUAAAAACCCUUUUGUGCAAACUUCACAGUCCCACAGUCCUUGCCAUACAGUUUCAUUAGACUUCUUGACCACAGCUAAAAAGAGCCUCUUAUUUUUUUGGCUCCCCGCCGCCGCCCCAAUACCACUUAGAACUUUAAUAAAGGUGGCAGGUAAAAACUUAAGGAGCCUUUUCCAUUAUCUUAGGUUGCAGGAAAACUUUGUAGUUUUUGAGGUUUAAGGAUGUAUUCCUAACUUUACACUCACCACCAUGCUAAUGAGUAUGUAAAACAUUCUUCUGCAUUGAUGCAUUUUGUACCCACUCCAUUAAAAGCAUUAACAGCCA
Molecule: messenger RNA, 3982 nt
Organism: Neomonachus schauinslandi (Hawaiian monk seal)
Lineage: Eukaryota; Metazoa; Chordata; Mammalia; Carnivora; Phocidae
Gene: NCOA4
Product: nuclear receptor coactivator 4
Exons: 10
Coding region: 144-2060 (638 amino acids)
Biological process (GO): intracellular iron ion homeostasis; response to hormone
Molecular function (GO): transcription coactivator activity
Source: RefSeq, a predicted model, not a curated record